Molecule: messenger RNA, 2796 nt
Organism: Macrosiphum euphorbiae (potato aphid)
Lineage: Eukaryota; Metazoa; Arthropoda; Insecta; Hemiptera; Aphididae
Source: the annotation of a GenBank genome assembly
AUGAAAAAGCUCUUUUCGAAAAUCGACAACUCCAACAAAGAUCCCAACUGCUUUGUUGGUAAACAGUUCACCGUUGGCCGUACCUCUGUAACCGUUGAAGAUGUGAUCGCCGAAGGAGGUUUUGCUGUGGUUUUUCUUGUAAAAAGCAACAACAAAAAAUAUGCCGUUAAGCGCCUGUUUGUCAACGAUGAAGUGGACUUGGGUGUCGCUAAAAAGGAGAUACAAAUAGCCAGUAGCUUAAAUGGGCAUAAAAAUAUUGUCGGCUUUAUUGAUUCAAAUAUUACACGCCAUAAUAAUGGAGUUCAUGAAGUAUUGAUGUUGAUGCCUUAUUGUCCGUCUAACGUUUUAACUCUAAUGAACAACAGGCUGCAAUCUGGCCUAACAGAACCUGAAGUUCUUCAAAUAUUUUGUGAUACUUGUGAAGCAGUUAGCCGUUUACACCAUUCUCAAACGCCUAUAAUACACAGAGAUUUAAAAAUAGAAAACAUCUUAGUUAGUGAAACUGGUCAAUAUUUACUGUGUGAUUUUGGUUCAGCCACAGCACGUGAACUUGAUCCAAAUAUACAAGGAGUGCAUGCUAUAGAAGAAGAAAUUAACAAGUAUACCACUAUAUCUUAUAGAUCACCUGAAAUGAUUGACUUGUACAACAAUAAAGUAAUAACCACAAAAUCAGAUAUUUGGGCUUUGGGUUGUCUAUUGUAUAAGUUAUGCUAUUUUACAUUACCAUUUGGUGAAAGUCCAUUAAAAAUACAAAGUGGUCAGUUCAGUAUUCCAGAUGCACCAGAAUAUUCUAUUAAAUUAAAUACAUUAAUUAAAUAUAUGUUGGAGGUUGAACCUGAUUUACGUCCAGACAUUUUCCAGGUUUCUUACAUUGCAUUCCAAUUAGCUGGAAAAGAUUGUCCAGUUCAAAAUUUAAAUAAUGUUCCCAAUCCAAAUAUCAAUGAAUUAAUUGUAUCUCUAAAUGAAAAACGAGUUCCUCAAACACCAAAAACGCAUGUCAAACCAAAUUACCAUUCAUCUGCUGUUGUAGAAGGCACUAGUGUGAAUCCGAGGCAAAGACCAAAACCUUUAAGUUCGGGAAUACCUCCACCUUUAGGUUCAUCUCCUACAUUCAAAAGAGCAUUUCAACCAGUUGUUGGAAUUUUGACAAAUUCUCAUUCUCCAGAUACAUCUCAUCAAAAUAAAAUACCGCAACAAAUAUCUCCACGUGAAAAGGCUCCCCAGGUGUUAUUUCCAGUCAAAGACUAUGCAGAUCCAUUUGUUGAAACUACAUUCACUCAAUCUACAACAGUGUCACCUUCAUCAUCCCCAUUAAUUUCUAUGCCCAAACAUAAACGAAAUGUUAGUGAAACUUCUACAUUCUCCAAAAUAUUUGUUAAUGAUAAUUCAAAUCAAUUCAUGACAUCUUACGGAGAUUCUACUAAAAUAUGUUCUGUACCUACAAACGAUUCUACCGGGUUUUCAGUUUCUAAUGUAGAAGUUACUAAUUUGAAUGCAAAUACAUCAUGGAAUCCAUUUGAAGAACCAACACCUUUUAACUAUCAAAUUACUGGUGAAGAAAUGUUCAACUCAUCAUUUAGUCAAAUCCCUUCAAAUGACAAUGAUGAAGUUAAUGGAAAAUCUCAAGAAAGUACUACAAAAACACUGAAAUCCAAUGUAACCGACGAAGAUCCAUUUGGUUCUGCACCAUUUCCUUACAAAAGUAUAGAUGAAUCUAUAGGAAAUAGCCCAAUUAGAAAAAUGUCACUUAAUGGCACUGACCUUAAAAAAAAUGCUGAAAAAUGGAAAACCUACUUCAUUGAACACAAUUUGAAAUUAGACAGAUUAAUAUUAAAUAAUGAACCUGACAGUGACGAGAUUGCUACUGGUUUAGUAGCAACCACACGUAGUGAUGAUGAAUUGGAAUCAAAUGAAUGUUCAUCAACCCCUUUUGUGAAAAUUCCACUUGAAGAUCGCUCAAAGUAUGAAAAAUUAGCUUGCAAUACUGAUGAAGUUUCUUCAGACGAUAGUCAAGUGGCGAGCGGACAAAAAAAUAAAAAACAUCAGAAUGACUAUGACCAAUCCGAUGAUGAUUCUAUUGGAUCAGCAAGUGAUCUCCAAACUCGUAAUGAUGAGGAAGACACAAACAAAAACAUUCCUGAAACUAUGACAGUAAAAGACAGUAUGAUUACAUGUGGAUCAUCAGCUUACCAUGCUGAAUGUGAAAGCAUGGCACGAGACGAUAUUCCUCCACCAAAUGCUCAAGGAGCAACACGACUUCGUGACCCCGUACCUGUUAAAAAUGUUGAUGCUGAAAUACCAUUGAUUUCAGAUAAUGAAGGAGAAGAGUAUGAAAGUUUAGGUAACACUGAUGUGUUUGCAAUGGCACCAUUUCCUAAGGCAAAAAAAAAGUGUUCAGACAGCGACUCAGAUCUAUUCGGUUCUGUACCUUUCAAGUUGAACACAAAUCCAUUUGAACAAGCAGAUUUUGCCGAUAGUGUCUAUUUUGAAAAAGAAGAUUCAACAGAAAUACCUUUCAGAUCUGAACCUAAAGAAGCUAUUUUAGUGGAUUUAAAUCCACAAGAGCCAAUUUACAUGAAAAUAAUUCACCAAAAUGUUACACAGGUAGCAACUAAUAAAGUGAUAACUACAUUAGCUACAAAUAGUGGAUUCAGUAAUAUGAGUUUUGAAGAUUACUCUAGUAGUGAUGCCGAAGAGUCACAAGCUCCAGUUUAUUCACCCUUUGAAGUAGUUCGACCUGCUGAAUGUGACAUAAAAAGAUCUUCUUUAAAAAGUCGUAGUAAUCCAUUUACAUAA